Molecule: messenger RNA, 3960 nt
Organism: Candoia aspera
Lineage: Eukaryota; Metazoa; Chordata; Lepidosauria; Squamata; Candoiidae
Gene: CGGBP1
Product: CGG triplet repeat binding protein 1
Exons: 3
Coding region: 861-1493 (210 amino acids)
Biological process (GO): regulation of transcription by RNA polymerase II
Cellular component (GO): nucleus
Molecular function (GO): double-stranded DNA binding; zinc ion binding
Source: RefSeq, a predicted model, not a curated record
AGUUUUGUCACUCUCUUCUUCGCAAGCCACAGAGAACGGCGUUCACUUUUUCUCCUCUCGCACGAGCGGACUCGCUUUUAGCAACGCCUUCAUUGGAAGAGGUGUUGCUAGGGGCCUACAUCCCGCCUUCCUCGACGAGCCAAAGAGAGGAAACAACUCCAUUCAGCCCCACCAUCCGCCCCCCGCCUCUCCGUGUGCCUGUCUGUCUGGCAGGCGGCUCCGCCAAGUCUGAUCCGCGCCAUCGCGGGCUUUUGGGGGCAAGCACGGAGCAGAUCGGAGGUUUCGUCCCGGUCGAUGUGGGAGCCGAACUCCGCGCUGUCAGGAGCUGUAAGGACGAGCCGGAGGGAGAGGUUUCAUUGCAGCAAGUGCAGCACUGUUGCCCGCCUUGUCUGCUUCCCCCCGGGCGGGGGAGAAAAAUUAGACUAGGUUGUGCAGAACAAGAUUGACGGGAAGGAAGGAGACUCAGGGGUGGGAGAAAGGAGUUGAGUGGAUGGCUCAGAAAAUUCAGGUGAUGGAGAAAAAGCCUUGGAGGCUCAAAGGAGAGGCUCUGCUUUUAAGGGAGGGAGGGACGGUGGAGUGUCUGCUGGGGGCAGAGAUUGAAAUGUUGCACCCGAUGAAGAACAUAUACUGUGAACAUUAUGGGGAUUUCUGAGCCAGUGAACUGUAAAUCUGACCAGGGUUUACGGAGACAUUGUCACUGGAAUAAUAGAAGUUUGCCACCUUGAAAGUACUUACACAGAAAAAGAUUCACCUUGUUUUGAAACAGCCAAGUUUUAAAGUACCUUAAAAUAUGUAUGAAAAAUAGUUAGAAGUGCAGCUCUGAGAAUGUUCCCAGCAGAUACCGUCUACAGGACAGUCCUAUGUAUAUUUUCUGCCUAAACUACCUGAGAUAUGAAAACCUUAUCUUCCCUGAUUCCUGCCUAACGGUUGGCCAUAAAAAGUUCAUUGGGAAAAUUAGAUUAUCUUUACAUUUUGGCAAAUUACUAAAGACAGCAAUGGAGCGAUUUGAUGUAAAGCCACCUCCUUCCCGGAGCCGUUCAAAGACUGCUUUAUACGUGACCCCUCAGGAUCGUGUAACUGAAUUUGGCAGUGAACUGUAUGAAGACGGGGGGAAACUGUAUUGCAGUUUUUGCAAUGUAGUCCUGAAUCAUGUUCGCAAGUCUGCAAUCAACGACCAUCUCAAAUCCAAAACGCACACCAAACGUAAGGGAGAGUUUGAAGAGCAAAGUGUCAGGAAGAAACCACGGACUCUGACUGCCUCGCUGCAGUGUAACAGCGCAACCCAGACAGAAAAGCCCAGUGUAGUCCAGGACUUUGUAAAAAUGUUUCUGGAAGCUAGCAUUCCCCUUGAGAAGGCUGAUCAUCCAGCUGUACGAGCAUUUCUCUCUCGCCAUGUGAAGAAUGGGAACUCCAUACCCAAGGCCGACCAGCUGAGGAAAAUCUAUUUGUCUGACGGGUUUACAAAUCAGCUUAUCAAAUCUGAAGAACACUGAGAGGGGAGCCACUUGGUUCUAGGUGUCAAGUGUUACAAUUGCAUAGCAGUGAUGUGGUUUAUUUUUAUAUUCAUGCACAUGCGAUGUUAUAUAAUAGGUUUUGUAUUGUAUCUGACAAUCUGUCUCAGAAUGCAAUGGUGUACAACCAAGAGUUGAUGGCUAUAGAAUAAGAGUGUAGCACUAGGUUGCUGAACUUUGGGAGGGUGGGAAGGGCAGGAAGUGGCAGGUAGGUGCCAUAUUGCUUAGUUUGUAACCCCAGUCCUGAAUAGCAUAGAAAAUUUCCUCUGAUUGCUUCUUUUACAGUAUCUGAUAUUUGUAAGUGAACAAAGUAGGUAUGGUUACACCCAAGUGUUUAAUUUGGGGCUUUAGUACUAAACAUGUAUACAUAUGUAUCUUAUUUAUUAGGCCCAUAUUCUCAGUAUAAAUUUAUCUUCCAUUUAACUGUAUUUAGAAUUUCUGCAGUAUUCUUGAACUUUGAUUUCCAAUGCAGUUGCCACAGUUCUGCUGUGCAAACAGAUAUUCCAAAUUGGCUAGUUGUUUAAUUCUCUGUAAUUACAUACAAUGUAAAAUAACUGACUCUUGCACAGCUCACAUAAAUGCCAAUGCACUUUACAAUAAAGGCGAAGCAUAGCACCUGCAUUUAAUUUUUUAUUUUUAUGAGCAUCCUACUUAUACCCAGAGUUCCUGAAAGCAAAAAUAUAUGAGGUACUUGGCAGAAGUAAAGAAAGGUUUUGCAAGAUUUUAAUUAUACUACAAUUAAUCAGAGGAAGUUGUAGGUCUCUGAGAAUAGAGCUAUGUAAGCAGUUACAUAUUGAUGGCGGGGGGUUGCAAACAAUGCCUCUCGGGAUUUUUCUGACAUGGUAUUUUUGUUUCUUACAGUCAGCCUUCAGAAUUCUCUUGAAUAACUUUUUUUUUUAAAUCUGUCUGAAUAUCUAAUAUGUUUGAACAUUGCUCUGCUUGGACCUGUGUGAAUUUGCUAGUGUGAAACAGAUUUACUGAUAUCUUUUCCUUCAAUACAUGUUUCCUUUUCUUGUUUAAAGUUUUUUGCUGGGAGCAUAUGAUUAUUGAUAAUUUAAUUCUUGAUUAAAAUAUUCUUCAUGUGUUACUAGCAGCAAUGUAUAAUUUUGCCUAAGUUAAACACAAUUUAUUUAAAUAGUGGUUAAAUCCUAUUGAUUUCAAUAUUUGUUAUAUAAAACCUGUUAAAUUUUGUACAAAAAAAAAGGUUAAUGUUCACUAGAUCAUGCCCCAGAUAUUUAACUUUUUUUUAGUAAAAUAGCGAAGGAAGCAGAGCAGUUUCUUAUGACUGGUAUGUUUAUUAUUAUUAAAAUGAAAAUGCACAGUCCAUUCCAAUGGGGGGAAAAUAAUGGAAUAUUUCACUGUUGAGGCCCUAUCUGAGUUAGAUCAUGCAUUAUUGUCUUAGCCAUGCAUAUUUCUCUUUCUUUGAACUAAAAUUGAAGAGACAGCAAGCUAGUCCACUUCACUGUUGCACAUUUGAAAUGUCCAUCAAGUUUAUAACAAAGCUUAAAAUUAAUAAAGGUCUAAGCUCUGCUUGGCUUAUUAAAGUCUGGUGCUUAUAUAAAUUGUUCUCCGACUUCUUCCAAGGAUCUGCUUGGGUUAUUAAAAACUGUGACUUUCAUCAUUAAUUCUCAGAUUUGUACAGAAACAUUAAGCAGUUUCUUUUCUAAGAGUAGACCUCAGAAGGAGUCAUCCUAUUUUGGGGACUCAUUGAUAAGUCAUAAUUUGCUAUCCAUUAAUUUCAAUAGCUCUGUUUGUAAGUAUGAUUAAGUCUGAAUAUGGCCUAACGUUUCUUCUAAUUUUGGAGGAGCUUCUGGCUUUCUUUGUUCACAAAGAAAUAUUUUCCUUUUCUAUGGUUUAUGCCUUUGUACUUCUUGUCAAGUUACUCUGAAUUUUGCAAAAACAUAAUAUUGCUUAUAAUUGUUCAUCAGAGCUUGGGAAAAAAUGAGAUUGUUUUUCCUUCCUUAGCUGAACAUUAGUGACCCUUAAUUUAAUUACUUGUACCUGAAGAAUAAUUUCUGGAACAAAGUGCUAGCACACAUAAGACAUAAGGUAAUAUAAACAUGACCUACUAGAUAUUAUUUUCCAAAUUAUGAAGACUACUAGUUGAGUUCAGCAUUUUAAAACAUGCCCAUGACUAUAUUGGAUUUGCAGGAGUGCAUUUCAGCUUCAUAAACAGACCUGUCAGUGUAAAAUUUAGGAUUAUAGGAGUGCUGCUUCCUACAAACUAAGCUCACCCUAAUUAAUUAAAAUUAGGAAAAUGGCAUACUUUUUAUCUAAAAGGAAUACUGCCUGAACAAUAUGUGGGGAUUAAUUUUUGUUUUGCAAACUUAUUAUAUGAUAUUUAAUUUUACAGAUUUUUCUUUGCUUAUCUAGUAAAUCUUAUGUAUUAGUUUAAAUAGGGGGCUAUAAUGCACUGUCAUCAAUAAAUGUGUAUUUCUUGUCUGCCUCA